Raphanus sativus (radish) is the source of this 888-nucleotide messenger RNA. Its product is annotated as glutathione S-transferase T3-like. The coding region runs from base 1 to 888 and encodes 295 amino acids. The record is from RefSeq and is a predicted model, not a curated record. Lineage: Eukaryota; Viridiplantae; Streptophyta; Magnoliopsida; Brassicales; Brassicaceae. The transcript is spliced from 2 exons.
AUGGGUCAUUUUCCCUUCACCUCUGGCGGGUAUGUCAACCUACUAGCUUCCCAAACCAUUGAAAACACCCACGUAGAGUCUCCCCCCGUCCCUAAAGCUGCUGAAAGGAGGAAGUGGUCACCAAAAGAAGACAUCGUGCUGAUCAGUGCCUGGUUGAACACCAGCAAGGAUCCGAUUGUCAGCACAAACCAGAAAGGAGGAGCAUUUUGGAAGAGAAUACAAGAGUAUUACAAUGGUAGCCCACAACUCUCUGGCUUUGCGCCAAGAGAGUUAAAUCAGUGUAAGCAGAGGUGGGGCAGAUUGAACGAGCAAGUCUGCAGGUUUGUGGGCUGUCAUGAGGCCGCUUUGAAGGAGCAAGCAAGUGGGCAGAACGAGAACGAUGUCAUGAAGGCUGCUCAUGACAUCUUCUUAAAUGACUACGGCUCCAAGUUCGGCCUUGAACAUGCAUGGAGGGAACUUCGGUAUGAUCAGAAGUGGAAAUCAAACUCCAAAGAUGGUGCAAAGGAGAAAAGGAAGGAAGCUGCGGAGGUGGAACCUGAGUUCGAAGAGGUUAGGCCAGAAGGUGUUAAAGCAGCCAAACGCAAGAAGCGUGGCAAUGAAGCUUUUGAUCAGUUACAGACCAUGCUAGGGGUCAAAGAUGCCAUCUCGAAACGGAGACUCCUUGAGCGUCUCCUUGCAAGAAAAGAUCCACUUUCUGAAACAGAAAUGGUUCUCAAAGACAAACUCGUUGUCACGGGUCUCAACUGCAAAAGCUGGCUUCUCUACUGGCUUCUCUACUGGCUUCUCUACUGGCUUCUGUACUGCCUUCUCUACUGCUUCCUUGUUUGCAUGCUUCACGGGUUUAAUGUAAUUUGUUUUAAUGGCUUCUCUACUGCUUCACGGGUUUAA